ACGGCAUCUGUCGGAUUCCAUGUUAACACGGCUUCCAAUGUUUUAUUUAUCCUGAUAAGAUUGGAUAUGAAUAUUCCAUAAAAAUCACUAAUAACCUUAUCGUACAGAAAAUCGGUUUAUAACAGUAAUUAUAAUAUGUACUAGCUCGAUAGGAGUGUUGGACUAAUGAAUUUUAGUCGUUUACUUUUUUCUAAAAUGCUAAGUAUCAGCCCACCCCCUCCUCCGGAUCCUAGAUAUCCAGUAACAACGACAUUAACGUUAAAUGUAAUCCCAGAAAACACGAAGAAAUUUUUCUAUUGGUUAAUACUAACCAUAUCAGUUUUAGCAGUUAUUGGUAAUAUUUUGGCCAUAAGAUCUAUCAUAGAGCGGAAAACAAAAUUUUUACAAAAAGCAUGCAUUUUCACACUAUCUUUGACAGAUACAUUAACUGUGAUAGUGUUUGCUAUGAAUGAUCUUGAUACAUUGUCGAAACCUUUGAUUACUUGGACAUUAGGCAAGGCGUUAUGCUAUUUUCUGCCUACAUCUCAGAUAUUUGCAACACUCGUCAGUUCAUUAAUACUAAUGAUCAUUGCUAUGGACAGGUACCGGAACUGUGUACAGUCGUUUAGCAAAUGCGUGUGGAAUCCAAAACCAACAGUUUGUGUUAUGUUCAUAGUAUGCCUUCUUCUACUAUGUGCUGGUGGAACUUAUCCUGUUUUCGCUGCCUUCAACUACGAGGCAUUAUGGGUUCUGAAGAUACCAUUUACAGCAGAGGAAGCCGAUUAUGAACUAAGUCAUCUGUGUUUUGUAACCAAAACGAAGCUGAAAACCUAUAUGGUCACCGUAGACAUCAUUAUUUUUGCACCUCUUUUUUUAGCUUUUACUUGGUUUUACAUCCAAAUAGCCUCGUUGAUUUGGAAACACAGAAAACCGGUCAGCGCUAAAUUUAAUAGCUUUGACAAUAAGUCAGAGGACUCCACCAGUAAUUCCACGAAGAGCACUAAUGUCACCACCAUCGAAAACGUAAAACCAGUAGUUAAACCUAAGAAACAAAAAAACGUUCAAGUCCAAAGGAAAAUCCGUACUUUCAGAAUUGUCAUAGUUCUAAUGUUAUCUUUCAUUGGCUGUCGAUUUCCCUAUUGGUUCUAUUAUACCAUAAGAGUAGUAAGUGUGAGAAACGAUACCAUCAGCUGGAACCUACAUUUUGCACUGGUAGCUCUAAAUUUGCUGAAUUGUGUGCUGAACCCACUACUUUACACGUUUCUGAAUCAGUCGGUGGCUGCUCUGAAGAUAAUCAAAGAGUUUAUGCUGAAAAUUUGCUGUUGGUGCUUCUCCAACGAUGACUUUGAUGAGUUUGAACGAAACAAUCCUUUUAAUAGAGACCAGGUGGCUCCUGCUUGUGGUACAGUCAAGACUAGGCCUAACUAUGGUCUGCAUGACAAAAACGACAAAGUGCAAAAAUACUAAAUUAUUUUAUGUAAAAUGUUGAAUAGAUAUUUGUAUGUAUAUUUUUUAUAGUAAAAGUAAUUUAAGUUC
This is a messenger RNA of Diabrotica virgifera virgifera (western corn rootworm), 1515 nucleotides long. Its product is annotated as 5-hydroxytryptamine receptor 1B. Gene Ontology annotation, cellular component: membrane. NCBI's taxonomy places the organism in Eukaryota, Metazoa, Arthropoda, Insecta, Coleoptera, Chrysomelidae. Gene Ontology annotation, molecular function: neuropeptide receptor activity. The transcript has 5 exons. Gene Ontology annotation, biological process: neuropeptide signaling pathway. The record is from RefSeq and is a predicted model, not a curated record. Bases 166 to 1446 code for a protein of 426 amino acids.